GACCGACCAGGCUUAGAGCUCUGCUCGAGGUGCAGGGUCACGCGCUGCGCUGCCGUCGCUACUGGAGUACAAUCGGCUCCCACAGUAAAACCGAGAUGGUGGUGUACGAGGUGACUCUCCGAACGUCGCGGGUGCCACGCUCCGGCUCUUACUGCAGCGUGCAGAUCACUCUGAUUGGUGCGCAAGGCGAAAGUCCGCCCACGUCAUUGGACCACGAGUGCCAGUGCCUAACCCCUGGUUCGGCCUGUGCAGUGACAGUGAAGGCGGAGGCAGCUCUAGGCCCGGUGGUGCUGGUGCGGCUGCGUUUGCAGGCCCGAUCCGGCUUCCCCGAGCAGGACUGGCACUGCGAGGCCGUGGAGGUGAGCAGCUGCAGCAUGGCCGGCCGCCAGGUACAGCAGUUCCCCUGCAAUAAGUGGCUGCGGCCAGCAGAUGGAGACAUUGAGCUGCGGAACGGGCAGGUUUGUACUGUGAACUCAGAGACUCUGCAGAUACUGAAAGAGCACAGAGCCAGAGAGCUUCAGACCAAACAGCAGCAUUUCAGGUGGAAGACAUUCGCAGAGGGAGUCGCAAGCUGUGUGGACUUUAACAGCCUGAAGCCACUGGAACCCAACCUCAUUUAUACUCGCCAGAGCCCGGGGACUGAGACGUACUAUCUGAAGGGCUUUACUGACAGGAGCUGGAGCAGCUUCGAGGAGCUCUGCACACUGUUCACCUUCAAUAUCGGAGACAACAGCGCUGCAAAGUUCGUUCAGUCCCACUGGUCAGAAGACUCGUUUUUCGGCUAUCAGACCCUAAAUGGCUGCAACCCCCUGAUGCUGCGACAGAUCCACCAGGUCCCGCCCAACCUGUCCGUCAGCUCAGACAUGCUCCGCCCAUUCCUGCCAGAGGGCUCCUCAUUGGAGCAGGAGAUGGAGAGAGGAACCCUUUAUAUCCUGGAUUAUAAAGUUCUGGACGGAGUUCCGGUCAACAAGAUCAACGGAAAGCAGCAUUACCUUGCGGCGCCUCUGUGCCUUCUGCACUACAGCCAGCAGGGGGAGCUGAAGCCCAUCGCCAUUCAGCUGCAGCAGACACCUGGACCACAGAAUCCGGUGUUUGUGCCCUCUGACUCGGAAGCCGAUUGGUUGCUGGCCAAGAUGUGGGUCAGGUGUGCAGAAUUCCAGUGUCACCAGCUGCUUAUCCACUUCCUGUACACUCACCUGCUCGGAGAGGUGUACUGCACUGCCACCCUCAGGCAGCUUCCCGAAGUGCACCCGCUGUACCAGGUGCUCAUGCCGCAUGUGUGGACCACUCUGCAAAUCAACAUCCAGGCCCGACUGUCACUCUUGGCCCCGGGUGGCGUGUUUGACAAGUUUGCUGCCGUCGGUUUGGAGGGGAUACCAGUGCUAUUGCAGAAAGGCACAGAGCAGCUGAGGUACAGCGCCCUCUGUGUGCCGGAGGACCUGAGUGACAGGGGCGUGGGAGGCCUCCCCAUAAACUACUAUUCCCAGGAUGCACUAAGAGUGUGGGGUGCUCUACACAGGUUUGUAGGGUCCUGGGUGGACCUGUACUACCCGAGUGACAGGGACAUCCAGCAGGACACAGAGCUGCAGAUGUGGAUCCAGGAGAUCUUCACAUACGGGGCCCUGGGACAGAGCGACACAGGCUUUCCUCAAGCCUUCCAGUCAAAAACGGAGCUCAGCAAGUUUGUUACCAUGGUGAUCUAUAGCUGCUCGGCGCUGCAUGCUGCUGUGAACUUCUCCCAGACAGAUUUUAGCCUGUGGAUGCCAAACUGCCCGGCGGCCAUGGCCUGCCCCCCUCCGCAGUCCAAGGGCUCCGUGAGCAGGGAUGACCUGCUGUCCAUCCUGCCCCCGGCCAACGCCACCUGCAGCAUCCUCACCACCCUUACCUUGCUGUCCCGACCAUCCCUGGACUUUGUUCCUCUGGGCCAUUACCGUGAGGCCCACUUCAGCAGUGGUGCCCCCCGGAGGCUUGUGGAAACACUGCAGAUAGAGCUGAAAGUCGUCAGCAGGGAGAUUGCGGAGAGGAACCACAAGCUGCUGCUGCCAUACCCUUACCUGUCUCCAGAUCGCAUUGAGAACAGUGUGGCCAUCUGAUCACCACAGGAAGUGGCCCACAGGAAGUGUGACAACACUGUAGCAAUCUUUAUCAACCCCACACAACUGCAUGCUUUUAUAUAUAACAUUCAGAUAUUUACAGACAGCCAUUACGUGCUAACUUGUAGCUUUUACAGAUUUAAAUUUCUUUCUUUUGAUGCUCAGCUCAACCGAACGCAUGUGUUGCAUGUUGCAAGAAUGAUAAAAGUUUGGGCACAUUUUCCUAACUGAUUCCUGAACAGGAUAAAUAACACUGGACAAGAGUGCAAUAUCAUCCACACAGUCUCAAAGAACAGGGAGGUACCCAGGCGUCUGUCCAGACCACAGGAUCUAUUUGCCAAAUCUCACAGUCUCAGGCUUACUGUUUCAUGUACAAGUUUACUCUUUUUAUUAUACAUGUAAUGCUAUUGAAAUUAUGGGGAAUAAAAUGUUUUGGAAUUGGAAGUAUU
Anguilla anguilla (European eel) is the source of this 2542-nucleotide messenger RNA. RefSeq lists its product as uncharacterized. Gene Ontology annotation, molecular function: oxidoreductase activity, acting on single donors with incorporation of molecular oxygen, incorporation of two atoms of oxygen; iron ion binding; protein binding. The transcript is spliced from 15 exons. NCBI's taxonomy places the organism in Eukaryota, Metazoa, Chordata, Actinopteri, Anguilliformes, Anguillidae. The record is from RefSeq and is a predicted model, not a curated record. Gene Ontology annotation, biological process: linoleic acid metabolic process; lipid oxidation. Bases 96 to 2093 code for a protein of 665 amino acids.